GCUAGUACACAUCUGUCAGCAAGCCCAUUAGUUUUUUUUUCAAGACGUUCAGGUGUUACGGUAGUUGGCCGAAAAACACUAGAAGCAUUACACAACUUCCAACCAAGCUGUUGUGUCAUCACCAACAAAUUAAAAAUACAAUCGAGAGCCUUCUAGGACUAGGUACCUAACAAUGGCGGCGCCACCUCCAUCACCAGAUCAGUUUCCACCUGGGUAUCUAGAAGAGGACCACGGCGGGCGAGUGAUUGCUGCCGUUACCACUAUUCUCGUUAUAACCACAGUCCUUUUUGGGCUACGACUUUGGGCAAGAAGCUUGACAACAGCACAGCGAGGAUGGGACGAUCAUGUAUUAAUUCCGGCUUAUAUAUUCUUACUAGCAUUGUGUGGGAGUCUAUAUGCCGAAGUAACACAGGCCGGGCUUGGUAGACAUACCGUGGCGGUGGUGAUGGAAGAUCCCAACAAGGUGACCAAAUAUCUGCUGCUGCUGUAUCUCUUGGAUUGGUUCUACGUCCCGUCCAACAUGCUGUCCCGGAUAUCGGUGGUCAUCUUAUAUCUACGCAUCUUCACCGACAAAUGGGCGCGAGCUGCUUGCUGGGGCGUCAUGGGAUUCUUGAUCGCGAAUUGCCUCGCCACCGUCAUCGCUGCCCAGCUCGAAUGUACGCCCCUUGCAUUUACCUGGGACAAGAGCAUCCAAGGCGGCAAAUGCUUCAACCAGAUACUAUGGUAUCAACUUACCAAUUUCCCGAACAUCAUAGGCGACGUCAUGAUUAUGAUUCUACCUAUUAGAACCGUCUGGGGACUAAAGGCCUCUGUCGGGCGAAAGGCCGGUAUCGCAACUGUCUGCCUGACAGGUAGUAUCGGUAUGAUAGCCUCAUGCGUGCGUACCAGCGUGUUCUAUACCCAUGCGAAUGUGAUUAUGAACGACCCAACAUUUGCUGAUGAGGCAUUCUCAUGGACGGCAAUCGAAUGCGGCAUGUACUUCUCAGCCGCUUGUCUGAUAGGGUUGCGGCCACUCCUUUCUCGCCUGCCGCAUUUCGUCAAAAAGCGCGUCCUAAAUGCUUCCGACAAUGCUGGGGGCACAUACGCGCACCAAACUGAUAAGUUGCGCCUGGGCAGGUACUACAACAGCCAGUAUGCUAGUAUCGUAGGCGACGACGAGUUGGGUCUGCGGAGCCGAAGUGAGAUUCCGCUUCGGCCUACGGUACCACCCGCGCACUUUUCCCGCGAUCCUUACGGUAAGGAUCUAAGCAAAAGCGAAAUUCGCGUAGAGACGAAUAUCGAGAUUAGGAGGGAUUUUGACCGGUCUUAUCCCUGAUGUGGUUUCAGGCGGGAAUUGGGUUUUUUCUUUUUCUUCUUCUUCUGGUAAUUUUAGCGGACCAAGGGAUCGUGGCAUCUCUGUAUGUAUAACAUCCAAAAGUAUAUAAAAAUCUCUAGCUUGAUAUUAAUCUAGAGUGGACUUCUAAACACAA
Daldinia loculata is the source of this 1469-nucleotide messenger RNA. RefSeq lists its product as uncharacterized. The transcript is spliced from 4 exons. Bases 173 to 1315 code for a protein of 380 amino acids. NCBI's taxonomy places the organism in Eukaryota, Fungi, Ascomycota, Sordariomycetes, Xylariales, Hypoxylaceae. The record is from RefSeq and is a predicted model, not a curated record.